Molecule: messenger RNA, 1988 nt
Organism: Dalotia coriaria
Lineage: Eukaryota; Metazoa; Arthropoda; Insecta; Coleoptera; Staphylinidae
Gene: Tsp26A
Product: Tetraspanin 26A
Exons: 10
Coding region: 389-1351 (320 amino acids)
Cellular component (GO): plasma membrane
Source: RefSeq, a predicted model, not a curated record
CUUCCAUUGGUCGAACUCUCUGAUGCGAGUCGACGGUAGCAGCAACACUGACAAUCCAUGACUCACACAAACGCGCUGCUUGUUGUGCUAGCAGCAGCGUAGCAGGUCAGCGUCAGUAGCACGAGAAGACAAUAAUAACAACAGCUGUGGCCGAAAUCAUCGAAAUCGACGUCGAUUUUGUUUGUUUUCUCAUUGAUUCGGCCAUUUUCUCAUCCCACAUCCAACCACUCAAUAGAAUGUGAGUUAAUUAGCAAUUCUAAACGUAAAUUAAGUGAAAAAGUGCGCAAAACAAGGGCAAAUUGCACACAGCCACCAUGAAUCCACCUCUACUCUAACGCAACGUGAUCACCAAUCUUCAUUUUUAAUCUCGCGAACAAAUUUCGAACAAAUGGCAGCGGUAAAUGUGCCAAAUGUGCCGGUGCCCAUUCGGAAAUAUCGGAGGGACGCCAGCGAAGUGAGCAGUUGUCUGAAAUACAUGAUAUUUGGAUUCAACGUUCUUUUUUGGUGGUUGGGUCUCGGUAUUCUUACAAUUGGAGUUUGGGCAUGGACAGAGAAAGAUAUAUUCAACAAUAUUUCGAAGGUUGCUAACGUCGCCUUGGACCCGGCGUUCAUUUUAAUGUGUAUAGGUACUCUUACAUUCGUUAUCGGAUUCACCGGCUGCGUGGGCGCGCUUAGAGAAAACACUUGCCUACUUGGAACGUACGCAUUGUUUUUGGCCAUACUGCUAUUGUUUGAAAUGACUGCCGGAAUUAUGGGUUUCAUAUUUAAAGACUGGAUUAAAUCACAAGCGACUAUCGGAUUUCAAACGUUUAUUAUUCAUUAUCGUGAGGAUCCUGAUCAGCAGAAUCUUAUUGAUUGGAUUCAAGAAGACUGGCUACAAUGUUGUGGAAUCGAGGGCCCAAAAGACUGGGAUAGAAACAAUUAUUUCAAUUGCUCGUCGCACGAUGUCGGUAGUCGCGAGGCCUGCGGAGUUCCCUUCUCGUGUUGCAAGCGUAAACCACACGAGUUGAUUAAGAACAAGCAGUGCGGCUAUGACGUCCGGAAGCCGGGUUUUCCGGGGGAGCGGCAUAUUUACGAGCGCGGCUGCUUGCGUGCGGGCGAGGAAUGGAUCGAAAGCAAUUUGGUGCCGGUUGCUGCUGUUACUGUCAGCAUUAUGGUGCUUAAGAAUGACGAUGUAUCUAAGAUAGUAAAUGAAAAAGGAUGCUUGAUGGCAGUUGAAGAAUGGACGGAGAGAAAUAUGAUUUCAUUGACCACAUUUGCCAUUAUAGUUUUAUUUUUUCAAAUACUGGGAAUCUGCUUCGCUCAAAAUCUCCGCGCUGAUAUAUUCGCUCAAAAAUCCAAGUGGCAUUGACACCCGCGGGCUCCCACGGCGGUGUAGUACAACUUGUUGUGUCGCAUUGCGUGGGAACCCGAACCAGCACUACUCGACUUUGUCUGAUCUUCAAGCAUAUAACGUUUUUAUCGAUCAUUAAUAGAUUCCUAAUCAUUCGAAUACUUACCUACCUACUACUCUUGUGUACCUUAAACACAGCGCAUACUUUUUGAAACUUAACACGUGCUUGUGUACAAUUCUGGCAUCAAAAUGUAAAAAGGACAUCUUUCGCUUCCAAGACGAAGAAGCCGCAUGGAAGUUAUUGUAUUAUCUGCGUCAACCGUUUACGAAAUAAUAGAUUGUACAGAAUAUUGUAAAUGUUGUACUAUUAUAGUAAUUGACGUAUUGUCUUAGGCUUUGUUAACAACAGCCAGUCAAGAUUCGAUUUUUGAUUCAAAUUUGUCAUUUGAACUGUGAUUCUUGCAUUUGUUAGAUUUACAAUUUGAUUUUUUGUCCUGGUUGGCGAAGUGAAAACACCAUCCUUGUAUGUAAAUUGUAUUUUAAACAGUUUUAAACCUGCUGUUCAAAAGUAAAUGACUAAAACUAGGUUGUAACUUGUCAAUGAAAAAUAUUGUUUGUGUAUAAACUCGAAAAUAAUACAAUCUUAAUAUUGCUA